This is a messenger RNA of Colletotrichum karsti, 381 nucleotides long. RefSeq lists its product as uncharacterized. The record is from RefSeq and is a predicted model, not a curated record. The transcript has 2 exons. NCBI's taxonomy places the organism in Eukaryota, Fungi, Ascomycota, Sordariomycetes, Glomerellales, Glomerellaceae. Bases 1 to 381 code for a protein of 126 amino acids.
AUGCGUGCUUCCACCAUGUUCGUUGCCGCCGCGGCACUUAUCAUCGGGGCCGAGGCCAACCCCAUGCGCCGGGACGACCCCCAUCGUACCGACUUUCGCAUCUGGAGCGAGAAAGGCUGUGGCCUAAACGGAAACAACACAGGCAACCUUGGCGUUUGGACCAUCACUCAAAGUCAGACCAACCAGUGCCAGCCAUCAUUCAACGCACCUGUUGUCCAGGGUAUUUACCUGAACAACCUGGACGCAACGGUCGACUGCAAAUUCUUCGCGUACACUGAAGAGAAUUGUUCGGGAACACCACUGGCUGUCACACCAAAGCAGUGCGCUGACCCAGGCGAUGCCAACUUCGUGAGCUUCCAAGUAGAUUGCAAUACCGAUUAG